CUCCCAUGCCUGUUCUAGCAGGAGGUGACCUUACAAAUUACAGUUGAUUGAAUCAUUUAGUUUUAACAAAGUGUUGCUUUAUUAUGCUACUUUAGUGAAAGAUCUUGCAUUAUUGAGUGAUUUAGUUACCGAAUCAUGGCAGAAGCUCAGCAGGCUCGGGUGCAGCAGGCAGUAGAGGAGAUGGUACAGAGUCUGGAGAGGGAUCACAUCCGAAAAAUGCAGGGUCGGAUGUUCCGGUGCAGCGCCGAAUGCUGCGAGCGCUCGACGGAUUCCAUGAACCAGGUGCAUCAGUGUAUAGAACGCUGCCACACCCCUCUAGCUCAAGCACAGGGACUGGUUACGACCGAGCUGGAGAAGUUUCAGGACCGUCUGAAGCGCUGCACCAUGCACUGUAACGAUAAAGCCAAAGACCUGUUCGAUUCGGGGGCGAAGGAGGCGGCGGUGCGCUCCCUGAUGGAGAAGUGCGUGGGCAGCUGUGUGGACGAGCACCUGAGCCUGUUACCCAGCAUGACCCGGCGUCUGAAGGAGAGCCUGGACUCUAUACCGCAGUGAACGCGCCGCUCGUACAGUCGGUGAUGGACCCGCCGGAGCAUGGACGGAGGGGUCUGGGGUCUCCGUGAAGGACCGAGUGAUCUGUACUGACUGAUCCGUCGUUACCUCAACCAUGUGUUUUUGUACGGACAAUAAAAAUAUGAAAAAUGA
Messenger RNA from Trichomycterus rosablanca, 702 nucleotides. Its product is annotated as protein FAM136A. Lineage: Eukaryota; Metazoa; Chordata; Actinopteri; Siluriformes; Trichomycteridae. Bases 136 to 552 code for a protein of 138 amino acids. The record is from RefSeq and is a predicted model, not a curated record. The transcript is spliced from 3 exons. Gene Ontology annotation, cellular component: cytoplasm.